CAACACGUGCCCUACGCUGGGCGAGCAGCGCGGGCGCCGAGAGGUCCGGCUGGAGAUGGCCGUGCCCGGCUGGCAGAAUAAGGAUGGUUGUUCAUCUAUCAGCCACGGAAGACCCUGUCCUUGAGGAUAUUCCUGUGCACAGAGGCAUCCGUUUGACCUUUGCAUUACAAUGCAGAUUCAGAAUCACUGAUGCUGCUUUGUACCAGAGGCAUUGCUGAGGUUCCAUGUGCAGCCAUGGACUUGGAGAAACCAUCUGUCUGGGGGUCCCUGAAGCAGAGGACGAGGCCAUUCCUGCAAAACUUAAGCGUGAGGAAGACGAAGAAGAGGUCGAGCAAGAUGGUGGUGAGCAAGAUCCGCUCCCUGGACCGACGCCUCAGCGUGUCGGUGCCUGACAUGCUGGAGGUGGAGACUCUCACGGAAGAAGAAACAACCUAUUCAAGCACUCAGAUGCUGUCCAGUGGCUACCCCCGUGGUGCCCCCAGGCCUAUGGUGUCUCUGAAAAGAAGGAACUCAUCGAUGAGGCCAGAGGGAGAGGACUGGCCGUGGCUGCAGGCUUCAGCUGCGUGUACGGAGCCAGCUGUGGCCCACUUGGAUGUGCCUAUGGCAGGCAGCCCUGUGUCCGAGGGGAAGCGACCGUCCAGUGAUGACUUCUUGGAGCUGCUGCAGAGAGCCCACCUGAGCACUGAGCUGGCAAAUGAGAUGAUGGAGGAAUGUGGAGGAAUGGAUUUAGAGUCAUCAGUAUCUUCUCAAAUGUUUGAUGACCAGAUGGGUGCAGAGGAAGGAAGUGAUGGUUUGAGCCACCUGCCCAGCCCCUUUGCUUACCUGCUGACCAUCCACCUGAAAGAAGGCCGAAACCUGGUUAUCAGAGAUCGCUGCGGUACAAGUGACCCGUAUGUGAAAUUCAAGCUGAAUGGGAAAACUCUAUACAAAAGUAAGGUAGUCUACAAGAACCUAAACCCAGUUUGGGAUGAGACUGUCGUGCUGCCUGUACAGACCCUCGAUCAAAAACUCUGGGUCAAGGUGUACGAUCGAGACUUAACCUCUUCUGACUUCAUGGGUUCGGCAUCUGUAGUGCUCACUGAACUUGAACUCAAUAGAACUACUGAACAGGUUUUAAAACUGGAGGAUCCCAACAGUUUAGAAGAUGACAUGGGAGUGAUUGUAUUAAACUUGAGUCUAGCAGUCAAGCAAGGAGACUUCAAGAGAAAUGUAA
Messenger RNA from Centrocercus urophasianus (Greater sage-grouse), 1213 nucleotides. RefSeq names its product multiple C2 and transmembrane domain-containing protein 2-like. Lineage: Eukaryota; Metazoa; Chordata; Aves; Galliformes; Phasianidae. The annotation marks the transcript as partial. The transcript has 8 exons. The record is from RefSeq and is a predicted model, not a curated record. Gene Ontology annotation, biological process: regulation of neurotransmitter secretion. Gene Ontology annotation, cellular component: synaptic vesicle membrane. Gene Ontology annotation, molecular function: calcium ion binding.